This is a messenger RNA of Haliotis rufescens (red abalone), 811 nucleotides long. RefSeq lists its product as uncharacterized. NCBI's taxonomy places the organism in Eukaryota, Metazoa, Mollusca, Gastropoda, Lepetellida, Haliotidae. The record is from RefSeq and is a predicted model, not a curated record. Bases 116 to 745 code for a protein of 209 amino acids. The transcript has 6 exons.
ACUAACGAUAAGCGCCGAUGGCAGCGACCUUUGCUUACAGGCGUAGACCAUCUGUGUCACGGUGGAAAGAUACUGACUCCGACAUCAGUAUUUAGUGACACUUUCUACAUCCAUCAUGAUGUUUAUUUAUUAUUUUUUCAACUGUUUUUAUGUAUUUUCUUCCCUGUGGUUAACUGGCAAUGCAUCCACAAACGACAUUGACCCAAACUGCAAAGACCGGCUAGACAACUGCCACCAUUACGGAGAGUCAGCCUGCAGGCAGCCAUUCGAGGCCUGGGCCAGGCAUAACUGUGCUAACUACUGCAAUUUCUGUUCAGGCCCGACAACCCCAGUGCCUGAGUGUCGCGACACCGCCGACGACUGCGAGACCUAUGUGAGGUCAUCCUGUACCAACCCCGAGUUCGCCACGUGGGCGAGAGAGCAGUGUCGCUACUACUGCCGACUGUGCCCGAAGCAGGUCCUUUCGGAAAUUGAUUCUUUAACUACAACACUGCCACCCGAAAAGUGCCUGGACAAGGUAAAGUGUUCCCUCUUCGGCAACUCCACGUGUGACGGGGAGUACCUCCACUGGGCCAAAACCAACUGCCCUGCCUACUGCAAUUUCUGCACGCCACCCCCAACUCCGCCGUCCCCCUGCCACGACAUCGUCCCCAACUGUAUCAACUACCACGGCGAUAUCUGCACCAACCCGAUAUAUUCCCAGUGGGUCUUGGACAACUGCCGACUGUUCUGCAAUCGUUGUUGACACACACGAACACCAUGUAUUCGGGGAUUGUUCCAAAUAUAUCACGAUAAAAAGGUUGUGUAUGUG